Scomber japonicus (chub mackerel) is the source of this 1225-nucleotide messenger RNA. RefSeq names its product endothelin converting enzyme 2a (gene ece2a). Gene Ontology annotation, molecular function: S-adenosylmethionine-dependent methyltransferase activity. The coding region runs from base 210 to 944 and encodes 244 amino acids. The transcript is spliced from 4 exons. NCBI's taxonomy places the organism in Eukaryota, Metazoa, Chordata, Actinopteri, Scombriformes, Scombridae. The record is from RefSeq and is a predicted model, not a curated record.
UUGCGGUUCACUAGCUUUCCCAUUAAGAUUGUCUGGUCGGUUGUAGCUAUAUCUGCAGUACCUGUAUGUGUACCCAUAGUAACGCCUGGUCCACUACAGCUUUAAUGCAGUAAAACUACAACACGUGGAUUCACAGUUCCGAGCUUGUCACUCACUGCAGAGCCGUAACAACACAUCCAUGAGCCACAGGCCUUAACGGGGAAUACAAUAUGGACCACCUGCCAGAUGACAACUGUCGGUACAAAGAUGUUGACUACUGGGACGAAAGAUACAAGACGGAGAAGUGUUACGACUGGCUGGGCAGCUUCUCCCGAUUCCAGCAUCUUAUAGAAAAACACAUCAAGAAAGAAGACUCCAUUCUGGUACUCGGUUGUGGAAACAGCAGUAUGAGUGGUGACAUGUACAGCGCUGGCUACCGCUCCAUCACCAACAUAGAUUACUCCUCCGUGUGCAUCAGUGCCAUGAGCGCCAGACACAGCGACUGCCCAGGUAUGACCUGGCAUCAAAUGGACGUGCGCCAGCUCUCCUUCCCUGAUGCGUCCUUUGAUGUCAUCCUAGAGAAGGCCACGCUGGAUGCCAUCAUGGUGGAAGAGAAAACCCCCUGGGAGGUGUCCCCUGAGACUGCCGCUUUCAUUCACAAGGCUAUCACAGAGAUCAGCCGCUGCUUGAAACCUGGAGGACUGUUUGUUUCCGUUACCUUUGCCCAGCCUUUCUUCAGGAAACGUCUCUAUGCUCGCGCUGAGUACAACUGGUCUAUUAAACAGUACAGUUACGGUGAAGGCUUUGAAUACUUUGUGUAUGUGAUGACCAAAGGAGAGAAGCUGAGCCCAGAAGAUGCAGCUCUGGAGAAGAAGUUACUGGAGGACAGCAAAUCCCAACCUCCAAGAAUCACCACAACACAGACAGAAGAUAAAGAAGACUUCCUGUCUAAUAUUAACUUGUAAGAUGAGGUAUUUUAGCAACAUGGUUAUAUUUACUGUGUCUAUGGCUGGCAUAAUUAUUUGUUUCAGGCGUCAUGUUAUACAUGAAGUAUGAUCAAGAAAAACAAAGACUUUGCAAGACCUGCAGUUAUUGUGUGAUGUAUUUUUAACUGUGUUCUGGUUCAUGUGAUCAUAUGGACAUCAGUGUUGAAUAAAUACAUUUGUAACACUAUAUAAUGUAUCAUGACAGAGCAAUCCAAUCCAAGAGGUAUUUUUUUGUAUAGAGGAUUGUUUUAUUUGAGGAG